Messenger RNA from Neurospora tetrasperma FGSC 2508, 956 nucleotides. RefSeq lists its product as uncharacterized. Lineage: Eukaryota; Fungi; Ascomycota; Sordariomycetes; Sordariales; Sordariaceae. The transcript has a single exon. The record is from RefSeq and is a predicted model, not a curated record. Gene Ontology annotation, biological process: mitochondrial translation. Gene Ontology annotation, cellular component: mitochondrial large ribosomal subunit. Bases 293 to 946 code for a protein of 217 amino acids. Gene Ontology annotation, molecular function: structural constituent of ribosome.
UCCCGCGACUAGCAGCGCCUUGAGCCAGACCACCACCACCCGAGUCCGAGUCCGCGCGGCGCGAAUCUCGAUAUCCCGUUUCCACGCCUCCGGCCGCCGUCCACCCUACGACCCGACCCCCGAUACGAACCGUUUUCUCUCCCGUCCUCCGACGUCCCCGCGGUUCGCCUAUUACCACGACGCCUGAUUAACUUCACUGGCGACGACGACGGUCCAUACCUCAACAACCCAUAUACCAAAAAAAAGCGAAGAUACCUAUCCCAUAAUACAACAAAACAACAACCGCCAAAAAAUGUCAUCAAAACUCCCCACCACCCUCCUCCGCCGCCCUUCGGCCCUCCCCUCCACCACCACAUACACCGCCUACUCGGCCUCUCGUCCAACGCCGCCAUCAUGCACCGCCCACGCCCAAGGCCAACAAAUCCGUAACGCAACCUUUGUCCCCCGCCACCGUCGCCCCUACCAAUUCACCCAGCUGGUCCAGCUCUCCGACGGCAGCACCUUCACGGUGCGCACCACCAUGCCCACGGCCCUGUACAAGAGCGCCAAGGACAGCCGCAACCACCUGCUGUGGCAACCCUCCGACAAGUCGCUCAAGAACGUCGAGCUGGACGAGGCCGGUAAGCUGGCCGCCUUCCGCGAGAGAUAUGGUCGCGGGUGGGAUCUGGAUGCGAAGAUGACGCCGGAGGAGGAGGCUGCUGCCGCUCUUGCGGCUGCUGGUGGUGCUGGUGUUCCUGGUGGCAAGGCUGCUAAGAAGGCGGCUGAGGAGGCGUUGUUGGCUAAGAAGAAGAAGGAGGAGGAGGAAGAGGCUGCUAAGAAGGCCGCUGAGGCUGAGGAGGCUGAUCCUUUCGAUUCUUUGACGGAUUUGAUCAGUGGGUAUGCUACGGAGAACAUGAACCCUGGGUUGAAUUUCAAGGAAACUCGUCAUCAUGGCAAGAAGAAGUAAAUGGAGGAGC